Molecule: messenger RNA, 1227 nt
Organism: Venturia canescens
Lineage: Eukaryota; Metazoa; Arthropoda; Insecta; Hymenoptera; Ichneumonidae
Product: serine/arginine-rich splicing factor 4-like
Exons: 3
Coding region: 1-1143 (380 amino acids)
Source: RefSeq, a predicted model, not a curated record
AUGCCGACCUCGCACCGCUCCCGAAGAAAAUUCUCCCCCGCCCUCGACGACGACCCGGACCUCAGCCUCGACGACGUCGCCCUCGUCGUAGCAGGUCGGCCGAUACCGACGGAAGAGCCGGGUAAAGGUCAACGGUCGCAAAACUUCGUUAGUACCCAGUGGAAUGGGAACGAGCGCAGCUCCGGAAGAAGCAAAUUGGCCGGGCGAAAGCGCUGUGAAAGGAGAAGCGAGGACAACGAGCACGGCGGUUCCUCUAGCCCGCUUUGCCGCAACGAUAUUGCUAGGAGGGAACGCGAUCGGGGGAGGGGAGCUUGCACGAAUCCUUCGCGCUGUCGAAACCGUCGGAAAAACUCAAUUCCAGCAGUCGGUCGCGAAGAUUCAAGCGUUUCCGGUGAAACUACGAGGGCGGAAAGCACGAGCACGUUCUCCGAUAGGGAGCGAAAAUAUGACGCGAAUAAAAACCAAAAGACUCAAACUCUCGAACCGCCUAAAGACGCAAAAAUAUCCUCGCGCAAUCGCAACCGAGAAGUUUCUGUCAACUCGGAUACUGUGGGCAACCUCGACGCAAAAAGACGCUCGAAGGAGCUCGAAAAAAGUCGGACGAAAAGUGUGUCGAACGGGAAUAACGCAGCGCGGGGUGUAAAGAAAAAAAGAACAUCGCGAGGUGUUCAAGUCGAGCUCAAAGACGAUAAAAAAUCAGCUGGCUCACGCGGUUGCUGCUCGUUCAAAUGUUGCAGUAAAAAUAAGAAAAAAGAGGCUAAAAGGAAGGAGGGAAACUCGGACGAAAAACAGUAUGGUUCAGAAUCUUCGGAUACUUAUCAGCCAGCAGUGACUAAGAAUGAAAAAAAUGCGAAAAAACGUGAACCGGAGAAGCGUAGAAUCAGCGGAGGUGGCGAACGAUUGACUUACCCAAAACUCAAGAAUACUGACGUCCCGCUGCUACAAUCGCAUGUUUGGAGGGUAAACAAUCCGCAACGCCGCUCCGACAGGACGCGGCGAAGUGGGCAAACUACGGAAAACCAGUGGAUUCAAAAGAAUGAAGCGGCGGACGUCAAAAGACGGUUGAACGAGUGUCUCGCCGAAUUGAACGGAAUAAUCGGAGACGUCGGUCACUUGUUUCGAGAAAAUGUCAAAAAUUCUUGAUGUUGUAACAAUCAAAUAAUGAGAAAGUAAUUUUGUAUCAGAACUUGAAGAAUUUGAUGUUAAAAAUAAAACGAUACAAUGGUA